AGAUUAUCUUUCUUCCCGUUCCUGAAAAUUUUAUGUUUUGGGUAGAAGGUCACCUGUAGUUUAUGUGAUCCCUACACAAAACACAAAUUUGUUACAGGAAAAUAUGUUUCACAAGACUAUUGCGGUUAGGCUAGCUUAUGGCUCAAUGUCGCUGUUCAUAGCGAUUCUACACAAUGUCUUCCUGUUGUAUUACGUGGACAUUUUUGUUUCUGUGUACAAAAUUGAUAGGAAUUCCUUUUGGUUGGGAGAGGUAAGCAGUUUUAUUUUGUUUAGAAUUCCCUCCUUAUUUUGACGUAAACGUGGUGUAUUUUAUUCAUGUUUAUUUGAAAAUAUGGUUUCGUUGUAAGGGAAAUGAUGAAACUCUUGUCUCCAUGGCUUAAACAAACAAUCGCGCGAUAAAUCUCAGAGGCUUGCUAAAUUCAAGUCGAUUUGUCGGCUAAUGAAAAUGAUUUCCGAUUAUUUUGGACUUUCGUGUCAUAGUAGUAAUGUUGCAUACGAAAUAGCUCAUUCUGCUACUGACUUGAACGUGUUAUAAAUUACGUCAUCCGCAAAUGUUCUGCUUGAAGUAGACCGUUUAGCAUUCAUGACCAUUUAAACAAAAAUUAGCAUUUUUUGGGCUAUCCCAUUUAAUGUGAGCUUACACCCCCUCCCCCAACACCGUUGACGAAAUUUUCUUAAGAUGAACUUAAGACACUGGAACUUCUAAAGACUGUAGGACUGAAGAUCAAACUUUCUGAGGACUCAAAAAAAGUAGCAGAAAAUCAAAACAUUCUUAAGUUAUUUAGACACACCAUAAACACAAUUUCUGUGGGUUUACGUACAUGUAUAUUGUUUUAGUGCAUUUUUCUGAGAACUUUGGGGAAAAACAAGCAUUUUUCUGAGUGUUAGGAAAAUUUCAAACAACCUAACCCUUUAGGUCCCAAGAGUGACCAACAUCAAUUUUCUCCUAACAACAUCAGCAGAUAAUCAAGAGUAAAGGUUAUGGGAAUUACUAAAUUGAUUACCAAAGGAAAAACGCUUUGAUCUUAAACCAAAUUCUCUCAACUGUCCUUAAAAGAAAUGUAUGGAGAUCAGUCUGGAGAAUUUGUAUGUGGAUCUUGGGGCUUAAAGGGUUAAAAAUCCAAGUCCAAAGACAAAGAAGCAAAAAUGUCCAGUUUAACUGACUCCUAGGUUGAGUUGUUCAAAGCCUGUUUAGCUCCAGUUACUGUACACCGCAGGGCCUACUAGUUGUAAUCUCAACCCUGGAUAUGCAAUGAUCAUCCUUUGAACAUAACUGGGUAAUGGGUAAAUAUACACUUCCUAUUUUGAAAUGAGGAUUCCGUAGAUAACAAACUUUGUUUCAGUUCUUUGUUCCCAAGCCCAAGUGUAUUUGUAACAUGCUACUGGAGGUACAACUGUAACCUUGCAGUGGACUAGCAUCCUAUUCAAGGAGUAGCAACAAUAUUAUUUCUAGGUGGUUCAUGCUUCUGCGGGCCUGUUUACCAGGAGGUAGGUGAGGUAACCCACCUGUCCAUAUAAUCUCUUAUAUUGUCACCUCGCCCAUCAUGAUGUAAACUUGGUGAAAUGAAAUUAGAGACCAUAUGGACCUGUAGGCAGGUUACCCCACCUACCUGGGGUCCCCCAUUUUCAUGUAAACAGGCCCUAAAAUCUGUAUAAGCCCUUGCUGUGUGAGCCCCAUUGGCUGCUACACGUAGCAUGCCUUUGUGGUGAGGCUGAUUUUUUUAGGUACAUUCAUUGAUUAGGACUAAAAUAAAAUAUAGAAAGAGGAUUUAAAAUUUUUGCCAUUCAUAUUCUUUUAUUAAACCUGUACGUUUCUUCCACACUAGGCAAUUUUUUUGGUAUGGAACUCACUGAAUGAUCCUCUGUUUGGUUGGUUAAGUGACCACAGAGCACUUGGAAAAAACCAGUAAGUUUUUAUUUACCUGACUGACUGUGACACUAAUAACAAGCAAAGCACUCUGGGGAACUAAUGCUGUAAAUGCUGUAAACUACUCAUCACUGUGGUAAGAAACAGUAUAGUAAUGUGAACAUCAAUGCUUUUCAACACUUCCUGUCUAAGAAGGAAACACAGCAAUCUCACUAUGGCAGCGAUGGGAUAAAUUCCCAUAAAACUCAAAAUCUCUUCCUUCUUCACUUGCCACAUCCAAAUUUGUUUACUGAAAGAUGAAACAAGUUACUCAAAGAGUGUUAAGUUGAUGUCACCAAAUGGGACAAAGGUAUUAAGGCAGUGAUUGGCACCUGUGGAAUUCUGACCAAUCAGGAUUUUUUCAUCUCUCUGAUGGACGUCACAAAUGAAAAACACAAAAGAGUCAUUGUAGGCAUUCCCUUACUUCUCCUUUGAGUGCCUCUCCCACUUUUGGUGUGUCAAUAAUUCUCUUCCUUUUCCCUUUACAAUGUCCACCACAGAGGCUUAGAUAAGCUCUGGCCCAAUGAGCCCCUUUGAGACUCGAAAGCAGACUUUACCUUAACCUUAACUCUUUUUUUCAGAUGGUGAUAAUCAUAAUAAUAACAAUAAUAAUUCAUAAUUAUCUUUGUGAUAAACGACGAUUCAAUUUACAGGAUAGGAAAAAACUUUUUACACACAAGCUUUCAAUAUUUUGUCAGGCUUCGACAUUGAACAGAGACGCUUGUUGUGAGCUCCUCUCAAUCUAAAGAGAAUUUUUGUCUCGUGAUUCACAGUACAAAUCAUGUGACAAAAUGCUCAAAUCCAUCACUUGAGUUCCACGAGGAAUCGAAAGCUUGUGACUGUAAAAAGUAUCCUGUAAAUUGAAUCGUUGUGUAUCAUAUCACUAUGACAGGAUUAAGUAACUCUUUUUUUGUUAAUAUUUUUAUUAUUAUUAAAUGGUAUUAUUUUUUUAUUAGAAGUAGUAUUAGUAUUAAAAUCUGUUAUGGUGAUGAUUGUCUUGUGCCAAUUUUAUGAUUGGCUGUUAGUCACGUUAGUACCUGUACCAUAAUUUAGAUACCAGGUGUACUAAAAAAAUCAUUCUGGUUGUCAUUUUUUGAGUUAAUAUAAGUUUUGUUUUGUCCUUUCCUUUUCCCAACAGGUCAAGCCUUACUCAAGCAGAGAUUGUUCAAAAACGUUUCAGGUAUAUUUCACAAAUAAGCAAUUUUACUUGAAGGCACAAUGUGUAUUAAAGCUUUUGUUAGAAAUGGCUCUAAAGUCAAAUAAGUUGUAAUGAUAAGGAAUUCGAAUAAAAUGAAAAUCAAAUGAGGUUUCUGAAAGUAUAAAUUAUCUAUAAACAUAAAUAUAAAUUAAAAUAAAAUACAAAGAUUUGGAGGUAGCACAUCCACAUAAUGGUUCUUCAUCUACCAUUCCUGGCGUCAAAUUGGAAUUUAAAAAUGUUGGUUCUUGAGGAGAGGGGAAAACUGGAGUACCUGGAGGAAAACCUCUCAGAGCAAGAGAGAGAACCAACAACAAACUCAGCCCACAUAAUACAGCUGUUUCAAGAAUGGUUUUUAGAAAAAGUGCAUGCGACAAUCCCAAAAGGUAUUGUGGGUAGUUUUGAGUUCACUGUAUUUCAAAAAAAUUUUAAACAAUGGCACUAGUGGCCAGGGACGUAAUUUGCGAGUGCUAAAGGAAAGUAACAAGAAGUGGAUUUGACAGCUCCAGUCUCAGGAACAGUGUAUUGAUCAUAUUCCAUACUACUUUUUGGGAUUGUCGUGUGCUAAUUUUUUGUGGACAACCUUUCUCGAAAUAGCUGUGUAUGGUAUCAACAUCAAAGUUUGAACCUGAGCCACAUUAGUGGCAGCUAGGCGAGUGCUCUCACCACUGCUCCACUGUUGCUCCCCAAAGAUGGUGCUGACAGUAACCUUAUUGUUUCAAUUGCAGAGCUCUUAUGAAGUAUGGACCACUGUUCACCUUGUCCUUCUUGUGUGUCUGGUUCCGCUGGUGCCACCCAUCCAUCCAAUUUGUCUUAUGUCUCUGUUUAUAUGAUGGAUUUUUAACAAUGAUAGACUUAAACCACCUUGCUCUUCUUGCUGACUUGGCAUUGUCAAGUGAUGAUAGAGCAACUCUCAACUGGUACUGCUCGGUUUUCAGCGGAUGUGGUUCAUUGUCUGUAUUCCUCUCAUACAGAUUUUGGAAUAGAGACAACAUGAACUCAUUUCAUAUAUUCUGCACAAUCCUUGCUGCGUUUUCACUGGUUGGAUUUCUGGUCAGCUCGCUUUUGCUCAAACAACAUAUUGUUACAAAGAAAAUUAAGGUGGAUACUCCUGAUGAAGAAGAAAGGUGAGAAAUUUAAUAAGUUGCCAGGUUGUCAUUAAAUUUUGAUGUAGCCAUAGCAGAUGAAGAAUCACCCUCCAAGGCUGGUUUUCACUGCCGACGGGGUCGAAAUCAUAAGCGGAGUCAUCAGAGCACCUAUGACCUUGUGAAAUUAAAAAGUCAGAGUCAUGAGCAGUCAUAUGCGGAGUCACAGUUGGAAUAAUCAGAAUUUUUCCAUUUUCCUCCAACUCCGCUUAUGACUAGGUCGCAUAUGAUCAAGUGAAAACCAGCUUGUCAGAGUCAGAAGCAGAAGCACAACCAAUCACAAUGCACACUCCCACGCUUUAGUUUUCUUCUUCCGCUUCUGCUUCGAUUGAUUACCCAUAACACCAAGUUAGCUCAAAUGUAACAGGUGUUACAGGUUACAGCCCUUAAUGACAGCUCUGAUUGUGUUGGGGUUGAGUAAAUUUUCGCAUCACUUACUUUUUGGAUAGCCGUAAUAUUGAGUAACCAUCUCACAUGUCUCCUUAAGUGAAAUUUGUCGUUUUGCAAAUCAAGUACUAGAUGAAAUUUCUAUAUAAGUUAAAGUAUAUUGUGCGGAUUUCAAUUUCUCCUCCCUCCCAUGCUGAAUUUUUCUCUCUUUUGUCUUUAUUUUAUUUAAGUUUAUUUAUUAUAUGUCAUGUAAUGGUAAACGUCUGCAGAUUGACCUUUUCAGAGGUACUACAGUACACUACAGUUGUUUGACUGCAUGUUUAAAUCUGACCACUGUUUAGAAUGGUCUCCCAUUACACCACAGUCCUCUUCUCACUUCUCACUGUAAAAAAUGGCCUUUAAGAUUACACUGGCUUAACUGACACACUAGAAAGAGAUUUGUUGAGAGGUUGUUGGGGGAUAGAUGCACAAGGAGGUGAUUUGGCAUUUACCCUAGUGAAUUAUAAAACUGAAGUUUUGAGUGCCAAUUUUCCUUUCCCAACAUCUCAUAGGGUAGAAAUACACUCUACAACUCCAGAAGAUGAUCAAUCCCUUGAGCUGAAGUUAUUUGUCAAGCAACUGGUUACACACUCUAAUUUCUUGUGGUUUGCAGUUAUGAACUUAGUACAAGUAAGUUGACAUUAAUGAGAGCGUUUUUAAGGGACAGUGUCACCAGGAGUAAUCAAUUCAGUGGAACCUCAGUUUAAUAAUGUAGCCCACUCUAACAAAGUCCUUGUUAUAACAAACCGUUAUUUUUGGCUCCAGUUUAAAUGUUUGGAAUAGAACCUCAGUAUGAAGAAACCCGGUUAGAGUGAACAUAUUUUGCCAGUCUGUAUAGGCCUUUUUUUAUGGCCUUUGCUUUAUAAACAUUUCUAUACUACCCUUGGCUCACGCAUGGAUGGGACCCAGAACUGGGAGAAGAGAACUGAGAGAGAACUUGCUUCUUUCUAGCCAAGAAUGGAAAACGUGUGUAAGCUUCACACGAGCUUGUCAAUUUUUAAUUCCACUCUUGUAAGUGUUAAACUCAAAAAAUAGACUAGUUGUGAUAAUGUUCAGAUAAGGUAGAUGAUUACUUGUAUGUGAAGAACGUUCUAGUCAUGCUCGCCGUCUGACACAUCAAAAAGAUAAGGUGUGUUGCUAGCUUCGCGUAUGACUAAAUGAAUCCACUUAUGCAAAUUUUUACCAUUUCUUUGCAGGUGUUUCAUUGCCACUUCAACAGUAAUUUUUUCCCACUUUUUCUGGAUAAGCUCCUUGGAGAUUCCAUUUCACCCGAGACAGGGUCGUUUCUUCUGGGCGUGUCCUUCGUGGCCCCCCACAUAAACAAUCUGUAUUUCUUAAACCUUUGUCGUCGUUUUGGAGUAUACUCUGUAAUUAAGUGGUUGUUUUGUGUAAAGCUCUUGCUUAGUAUCAUUAUGCUGACGUUUGGACCGAACUGGCCCUUGCUGCUGUGUUUUUAUAUAGCCAGGUAUGUUUCAUUAUCAUAGAGUUCUGAAAUUAAUGAGCGUAACACUGUUAUAGCCUUACAAAACUUGGUGAACCGUUUCCAUGGUAGGAUCACCGUCCUAGCCUGCGGAAAUAGCCGUUUCUCUUAGCUCUUCGCCGCUGUGGAGCGAGGAGAAACGGCUGUUUUCGCAGGCUGUCACCGUCCUAGCCGGGUCUACUUGUAAACACUUUUGGCUCGCCCUGCCGGGUGAACUUGGUCAAGGCGAGACAAUCAGAGCAUGCGCGAGUGUAUUACUUGGCUCUGGCAAAGUUUUCUCAUAUAAACGCUCGCUGAAGUUGACGCGGUUGGGAGAUUGAGCCUCCCGAGAAAACUUUUCUCCAUGUGGGGCCUUAGUUCAUAAGAGCCGCUGAGGCGAAUGAUUCAAGUUGAGCUUCGAGUAUUUGACGUCAUUACUAUGAGCUGAAUUGUAUGGAAUGGAAAACUUCAUACUUCAUACUAUACCACGCGAGCUAGGCUUUAAUUUUCGGCUGAAGAGUGGAAACAGAAUGGAAUAAGAGAAAAGAUUUUGCUUUUAUAAAGCAUCUGGAAGGCUGAAGUGUUUGUUACAUUGCUGUUAAAUCUAUCUAUCUAUUUCGGGCGCACCCGCACUGAUUUUAUAAGUCUGUCCCAUUCCUGUCUGUUGGCCAUGACAGGUGCAAGAUCCUGCCUCGAAAGACAAGUGCCACUCUCUAGUUGGUCAAUUAAUGUUGUUGCUGGGCGCCCCCUUGAGCGUCUGCCAUGUUUUGGAUCCCAAAGAAGUAGUUUGGAAACAGUAAGUUUGCAAAGGUCAUUCAAAAAAGGCGAAAGUUCUCUUUGGUUUCCCUUUACGUUUUUUUCCCAAUGCCUAUAAGUUCAAACCUGUUGCUACUCCUUCUGAUCCUUUUCUUUUCUUCUUUUCAACUUGGGUGAUCGCGAACUUACGAUAAAUUCGUUAUUUACUCUGAAAUGACUAAGACUUAAUUGCAAGAUAACCGUUCUUUUUUUCAUUAUCUUUUAGCAACCGUGUCUUCACCGAGGGGACAUGCAAGCUCCUCAAUCUGAUAAUCAGUGAUCUUGUGGACGAAGACUUUGUUCUUCACAAUCGAAAACAAGCGAUCUCAGCGCUAAUAUUUGGAACGUCAGCACUUUUAUCCAAGCCAGGACAAACCCUAGCUCCUCUCAUAGGAACGUGGCUUUUAGCCGAGCAAACCGGCCACUCCCUAUUCUACACGGACGAUUUGUGGGCCUCGUCUUCCAAUACCAGAACUAGUUUUCACGACAGCACUAACAGCGCUUUACGUUGGGGCUGUUUUUAUGUACUUGUGUACGUGCCUAUCGUGUGCGCGUGUAUACAGAUUUGUGUGUGGACGCGAUUCAAGUUACAUGGCAAUAGACUUAAUUGGGUCAAGCGGAUGCGAGAGGGUCGUUGGUUUAUCUCCUCGGAGGUUUAA
Messenger RNA from Porites evermanni, 7585 nucleotides. The record is from the annotation of a GenBank genome assembly. NCBI's taxonomy places the organism in Eukaryota, Metazoa, Cnidaria, Anthozoa, Scleractinia, Poritidae.